ACAACCGGAUUUUGUGUAUGACGAAGUCGCUCAGUACUUUUUGUGUGACGAGAGGAUGGCGGCAGUGGCUACUACAAGAGCAAGACUGCAACCGACGGCAAUCAGAACCUACGAAAUAGCCGCUCCAGCUAUGCAGGCGACGUGCCAGCAGUCCCCACCGCGUGAACGGGGAAGAAAACGCCCUCUACCUCCUCCCUCGACAUCGCCCGACAAGCUGGAAAGUGCAGAACUCAGGCGCAGCAACGAAGAAUGACCCAGAAAGGUCUGAUGGAUGAGCUGGCAGGUCUACUGCCGUUCCCCAGAGAGGUGACAAGUCAGAUGGACACCAAGACUGUGCUUAGACUGGCCGUCUGCUAUCUGAG
Molecule: messenger RNA, 362 nt
Organism: Geodia barretti
Lineage: Eukaryota; Metazoa; Porifera; Demospongiae; Tetractinellida; Geodiidae
Source: the annotation of a GenBank genome assembly